Molecule: messenger RNA, 490 nt
Organism: Closterium sp. Naga37s-1
Lineage: Eukaryota; Viridiplantae; Streptophyta; Zygnematophyceae; Desmidiales; Closteriaceae
Source: the annotation of a GenBank genome assembly
CGGCGGUUCUCAUCGGCUUGCAGAAGUCAUGGGGAGUGACGAUCGAGGGGUGGACGAAAGGAGCGGACUGUAACGUGUUGAGCCUCAGCACCCGCAUUGGAUGUGACGGCAGAGGCAUGAUUUCCAUGCUAGAUCUUUCUAGCCUCAACUUGACCGGCUCCAUUCCCGAAAGCAUCACCUCGCUCUCGUCUCUCUCGGACUUAAGGUUGAGCACAAAUGAGCUCUCUGGGUCCAUUCCAGCUGUUAUUGGAAAAAUGCGCUCCUUGAAAAACGUGAAUAUCUCCUAUAACUCUUUGACCGGCUCCAUUCCCGACAGCAUCACCCUCCUCACGGGACUAACGGCAUUGGAUCUGGGGAGCAACUUUCUUACUGGAAACCUUCCCAACAACCUGACUGCGCUCACUGCACUGAAGUUGUUAGCCUUGAACAAUAACGGGCUCAAAGGUUUUAUUCCUGAUGGCUUUGGAAGCAUGCAGUCCUUAAAAAUAGU